Messenger RNA from Oppia nitens, 426 nucleotides. RefSeq lists its product as uncharacterized. Lineage: Eukaryota; Metazoa; Arthropoda; Arachnida; Sarcoptiformes; Oppiidae. The record is from RefSeq and is a predicted model, not a curated record. The coding region runs from base 1 to 426 and encodes 141 amino acids. The transcript has a single exon.
AUGACGACAUAUCUACCGCCACCAACACCACAACCGAUACCAUCGCCACCAACACCACAACCGAUACCAUCGCCACCAACACCACAACCGAUACCAUCGCCACCAACACCACAACCGAUACCAUCGCCACCAACACCACAACCGAUACCAUCGCCACCAACACCACAACCGAUACCAUCGCCACCAACACCACAACCGAUACCAUCGCCACCAACACCACAACCGAUACCAUCGCCACCAACACCACAACCGAUACCAUCGCCACCAACACCACAACCGAUACCAUCGCCACCAACACCACAACCGAUACCAUCGCCACCAACACCACAACCGAUACCAUCGCCACCAACACCACAACCGAUACCAUCGCCAACACCACCACAACCGAUACCAUUCCCAACACCACAACCGAUAUCCACUAAGUAA